CAGUGAAUUUUGUUUCCGUCGGAGCGAGAUCUGAACGGACCGCUUGCUGUAUGCUGCCCCCACGUGUUGUGUUCUGGUGACAGUACACAGCCAGGAGAUCGGAUCAUCAUGGGGAAGAGGAGCCGGAGUAUCGGAGGGGACGGCACCGAUCCGGAGCCCAAGAAAGCCAAGUCUCCGGAGCCCAAGAAAGCCAAGUCUCCGGAGCCCAAGAAAGCCAAGUCUCCGGAGCCCAAGAAAGCCAAGUCUCCGGAGCCCAAGAAAGCCAAGUCUCCGGAGCCCAAGAAAGCCAAGUCUCCGGAGCCCAAGAAAGCCAAGUCUCCGGAGCCCAAGAAAGCCAAGUCUCCGGAGCCCAAGAAAGCCAAGUCUCCGGAGCCCAAGAAAGCCAAGUCUCCGGAGGUGGAGUUCACUGGGACCCUCUUCAAAUCCUUAGUGAAAGACCCCAAUACUGCACUGAAAGGUUUGCAGCAAUUCAUCACUUUAUCUAGAAAGCUGCCCAGUCCUCACAUUUAUGAUGUGGUGGAGGGUUAUAUUAAGAUUUCUGUGGAAUGCAGUGAAAUGUUGAAGCUUUUGGAUGGAGAGAGAAGACCUGAGAGUGAGACGAUGUUAUUCUUCCAAGCCCUGGAAGCCAUUCUGCUGAGAACGGCCAGUGACUUGUCACAUCUGAGUGUUGCUGGUGUUAACAUAGUCAAGUACAUACUGAACACACACAUGAAGCUGAUCUAUUCCGCUGUGUACUCAGAAACCCACAGGAUGUCCCGAAUUUGCCUCAACUUGUUGUCUGCAAUGGUGACACAAGGACCAGACUGUGCCAGGGAUGUUUUCAGCCAUUUUGAUUUCAACAACAAGUACCUGCCGGGAUUGCUGAAGAAAAGAGACAAACAAGGCAGACCGGAUGUUAGGAUGGCAUAUAUACAGUUUGCUCUCUCCUUCCUGAUUUCUGGGGAUAAUACGAACAUUGUUCAAGUUCUGGAGCUCAAAGGUUUCUUUAGUGAGAUUUUCUUCACUGGGAUAAAGGAAGAUAGAAUAUCCACAAUAAAUCUCCUGUUGUCCUUGCUGCAAACCAAGGUUAUUCAGAAUAAAGCCAUAACAAAGACCCAGAAAGUGCGUUUUUUUACUUCUGCCAUUCUGAAUCACAUAGCUUCCCUAUAUCGCUGGAAUGGCAUUGCAGAUGUCAGAAAGGAUGUGCAGGACACAAAUGAUCCAAAGGAAGCGGGGAAAUUGAUGAUGAGGGAGCUGGUACACAACUUUCUGAAAGAUCUGUGCUGCUCUUUAAAGCAUGGAAUUAAUUUCUAUGACCCAAGCCUGGGCACAGCUGCAAGGGCUGGGAACUUGGUCCUCCUGCAGUUCCUGGUUGGACUGAAGUCAGCGACUGAGGAUGAGCUGAUUGGGGAGUUGGUGGUGGAUAUACUAAAGGUUUGUCCAGAUUUACUAAGCCGGUAUUUUAAGGAAACGCAGUACUCCUUUGUUCCCCGACUCAAAACGGCCUGGCUAGACAACAUCAAACUUCUGAAAAAGAUUUAUGAUGCUCAACCAUCAGUGUCCGUCGCCUUCAAGACCACAGAAUAUGUGCCUCUUCCACGGCUGAUAAAUAUGGUGAUGAUAACAACUGUGGCUCCCGUGUGCAACAAGACCAUGCUCACUCAAGGCCUUAAUGUGCCAAAUAAGAUUGUAAAACAUACAAUCUUGUCCCUGAUCUCCUCAAUCUUGAAAAGGGCCGAGCAGAACAUCAACCAUUGUCUAAAGGAAGAAGUGUGGCAGAAAUCUGAUUUGUACACUCCAACAACGAUGGCAGAUUUCGCCCAGAAAUACAGAGAAGCUCUCAGCAAGCUUUUGCCUGACAUCAAUACAGUUGUGGCAACCUGGCAGUCCCUCCUCAAACACGAAGAGGCUGGAAAGGAGGAAGUAGGAAAAACGCCUGAGAAAAAGCCACUGGAUUCCUCAGGGGACCUUCCAGUACUGACAGAAAAAGAGGAUGAUGUUCAGACUACUCUUGUGAAGACUUCCCUCCUCCGAGUCCUGUGCUUGUAUCAGAGGGUGGUGCCUCAUGUAGUGUCUCAGAGUAAUUUCGAUUUCAGCAAACUGCUCAAAGGCAUUGUAAGCGAGAGAGGUUUACGUGAAGAGGUCCCCCCGGUUCUGCAGCAUCAGAUCCUUCAAGUCGCCCUGGAGUUGCCCGCCAACAAGUUUACCUGGUUUAAAGUCCAGGAUACACCUGAUGUUGGUGGAGGGGAGAAGUCUGUAUUUUAUCUGCUUCUGAAAAUGUUUGCCAGUUGUCACAAAACACAGCUGAAAACCUCAACUGGGCUUUUGAUUAUUAAGAUCCUUCGAGACAGCGGUGUGUUUGAAUACACUUGGCAGGAGCUGGAGCUGUGGCUGAGGUGUCUGGAUAAAGUGGAGGAGAACUCAAAAGAACUGGUGAUCCAGUUUUUGGAACAGGCUUUGGUCAAAUUGGUAUCUAAUCCGUAUCCAUACACGGAUAAGGCUGCCGAUUACGUUCAAGAGGCCAGUGUGCUCCAGUCCAGUUUGGGAAAGCAGGAUUCCGACACAGUCAGCAUUCCCAUCUCCCACAUCGAUGAUGUGAUGGACAUGGUGGAUGUCAUUGUUGAAGGCAGUGAAGGCUUGGAUGAAGAAGUUGGCUUUAAUCUUGACGAAGAGAUGAUUCUUCAGACCUUUCCUUUCAGUGCGGUGGUGCCAGUAGUAAUGGAAGCCAGGAAUAGGAUCCUGACAUCAGAGGAAGAGGAACAUGAAUGUGUGAUCCCCUAUCUGGUGUCUGUCCUGACUGACAUACUACACACCCAACGGGACCCGCUUGCCCUUUGCUUGAUGCUCCAGUCUUAUGAUAAAGAGUUAAAGCUCUCGGAUACUGUUGGGUAUAUCCAACUUCACAACUUUUACAACUACUACAGCCUGUGGCUACCGCCAUCUGCCAGAGAGUCUACAUUUUCCAAAGAAGAAACCACUGCAAUGGAGAUUCCAGAACAAGAUGGAGGAUCCUCGUUUAAUUUGCUAUUGAAGAAGACAUUUGUGGAUGGGUACACAGAUGAUGACUCUAGGCAGAUGCUGAAAGACUCCAUUUCCCAGACCCCACAGGAGGAGCUGCCAAUGGCUGUGAAACACACACUGCUCUGCAUCAAGACUACUGUAGAUGACUUCAACAAGUAUAAGAAGUCUACAGGCUCAGGGUUGAUUGGCCUCUACUUGGACCUCCUUGGCCAUCUUCUGUGCCAGUACCAGCAGGUAGAGGACAGCCAGAAUGAGAAGACGGAGGAAGUGAAUGAGGAAUUUGAACUUUUUCUUGAAGCCAACAACACGCUGGAAUCUCCUGGGAAUACGGUCCUAGACGUCAUGUUGUCUGCCGUCUUCAAACACCCCAUUUUGGAAAGCUGGUUUCUGGCUUUACAGCGCCAGUCUGUCCCCCCUCACAGCUUGAACCCAGUCAGUGUCAAACUUCUCUCCUCUGCCAUGAACCAGGGACUGAUCCAGCUGCUUAAAUCCAGCGCUCCAUUCCUGCAAAAAAGUGGAAACCUUCAUCUCUUGGCCAAGUACUUUGAAGCAAUCUCAAUUAGUGUCUUAAAAGAGUUAGAAGUGUGCAAGAAAAGUCCAAGUAAACUAUCCAGUCAGUUGGAAGCUUUACAGAGCCUACAUUUAUACAUGGAUACCGCUCAGCUGAAUGAGCUCAUUAUUGCUAUUUUUAAGCUUCCAGAAGAAUUUCUACUUGUGGACAGUGAAGAAGAGUCCAUACAUCAGCAGUUGAGUGGUUAUGGCAAAGUGUUGGUGGAACUGCUCAGUGAUGGUCACCAAAGGAAGCAGUGUCAGGAGGAUUUAGCCUUCUGGGUAGAACAAGUAAGAGGAAUCGGGCGGCUUUUGUCAUCUUCAGCUGGAACCGACCUAGAGCCAUUGGUGUCUGAUGCUCUACAAAGAGAACCUGCCUUUGCCCAUGUAGUGGAAGUCGAUGUGCUGACACAUUGCCUCGAUAAGAGAACCCCAAGGUCUCUAGGUGUUGCCGCUCAGCUGGUGCAGUGCAGCAGGACUCAUCAGCUGCAAUUUGAGCUUUGGUGCUUGAAGCCUGGAAUAGAGAAGCUUCUGAGGAAGAAUGUAAAGACCUUUGUGCCAAUAGUCAAUAUCUACAUGAAGACCAGGGAAGAGUUCCAAUGUACACAGCUGUCCAAAGUGAGUACCGCAGUUCUUCAUAUACUGAAGGAAGCCUUCUGGAAAAAGCUGGUAAAGGUGGCCUUGAGCACAGAGACCUCCGAACAGACUUCUGAUGAAAUUGCUCUGCUUUCCAAGCUGGUCCAACAAUGCGAUACAGAAGAUUUAACAGAACUCAUCAGUGAGCUCCCUGCCACGUUGGUAAAGACCUGCUCCAUAGAAAAAUGGGCGCUGGCUGACUGUGUACAACAGGCUGCAGACCGUGCUGGGGCGAUGGACUGCUCUUGGCAGAGGGCUCUCCUGGCGGCUUGUAUGAAGUGUCUGACUGACACAUAUGGCACCAACAAGGAUCGUGAGGAAGUGGAACAGGAAGCGGAGACCGCAAUGCUCUCACGACUCCACAAUCUCAUGCCCCUGGUGAAGGAGGAUGUCCCUACAGAAUGGAACAGCCUUGUGAAAGCCGGACUGAAGUAUCGGUACAAAGACUGUCCAUUUUUGGAUGCUUUGUGUGCUGGAAUUGAGGAGUGGUACGAGCCGAGUGGCCCCUGUACUCAGGGUUUGGUGCAGUUACCGGUUAUCCAUAUGAUGGUGAUGCAGCAUUCUCUCUUCCUGCCAAACUUUCUGAGAUCCAGAGAGGAGGAGAGCAGCAGCAGCACCCUUCGAGAAAAGUUGGCGGAUCUGCUGGGAACUAUAACCAGAAAAUGUCCAUCGGUUUGUGAUAAGAAUCAUUUUGCUGUUUUUCUUGGAGCCUAUGGAGCAACCCUCAGCAUAACGGACCAGAAAAUCCUUUCCCUUCUUCAGACCUAUGAGCAAAAUAACCUGAGCCUCAGAGAUUUCAGAUUGCUGUUGUGGGGUCCAGCUGCGGUGGAGCAUCACAAGACCAGGAAAAGUUUGGGGAAAUCCCUGUGGCAGCAGCCAACCAUGGAGGAGAUUCUCGGCCUGUUAGACCGAGAGAAAAUGCUGGAAACCAUCCUGAAUUUCCCACUGCACCGCAAGCUGAUUGCUGAGGCUGGGAAGAACAAGUUGUAUGAAGACCGGGCAAUAGAUGACUUCGGAAAGCUUUAUGAUCCCUGCUUCUUGUUACCUCUCUUUAGUGAGCUGCUCAGACCAGAUCUGGUUGUGGACUGUGUGAAGUUUGUGGAGGUCAAUGCUUUGGGCCUGACCCUGGCAGCACUCAGUAGUUACGAUUACAGCAUGCGAGCCGCUGCCAAUUACGUCUUGGGGUCCCUCCUCACCCAUUUGGAGGGGGGUCGUUUUCGGGAUAAGAAGCAGUUAAUGUUUCCUCUUGUGCAGCUGCAGUAUCUGAUGGAUGUUAUAAAGAAUGGAAUUCGGCAGGAGAAUCUCCGGCUCACUUACUUGUUGGCAUUAUAUGGUGCCAGAGCUGCCCAGCUGAUCUUUAGACCUGAGGAACACAUGUACAUAAAGAUUAACCGCUUCCUGCUAUCCCACGAGUACCUGGAUCUAAAGAAAGUCCCUGAUUUCUAUAGGUUGUUUUACAGCUUUGACAUAGAGCACAAGGUGGAGCGUGAAUGGAUUCUAGGAGUUCUAUGUGAUGGAAUGAGGGACAAGCAUUGCUAUGAGCUCUAUGAUUACCAGAGGAUUUUCAUGGUCAUUAUGGCUUUUUAUAACAGCCCCCUGAGUGAUGAAACAUCUCAGACUCAGAUUCUGGAAAUUCUUACAAAAGCCUCCAAAGUGCAGAAAGCGGCUUAUGAACUCACACGGGACCACAGCCUGCUGUCCUGGAUACAGAAUAUUCUGGAGAAAAGGUAUGUUGAAAAUAAAACACUGGGAAGUCUUAUAACAUUAGUGACCAAUUUAUGGAUAACCAACUUGGGCAACAAAGAGAAGGCCAAAUCAAAAGAAGGGAAGAAGCCGGUCGGACUGGCAGUACAUGAAAAGCUCCUUCCCAUCCAUUUGGUGAAUGAGAUCUUUGGGGUUUCCUUGGUUCUGCUCAAACACAUCAGAACAAAUUUAGAUGGCCUCCAUCUCUGCCAGUAUUUCUGUACCUUGAGCUCCAUUUUGCAGUACCGCUCACGGGUGUUGGAGGCCUUUAAGGAAAUGGGCAGGUUUGCCGUAAAUGAACAAGUGUUCUCCGAUAAGAAUGCUCUGCUCCUGCUGCACAAGUGGAGUUCCAUCGAGAAGGACCUUGAUCUGCAGGAGAGGAUCGGCUCACUGGCCAAAGAGUUCAAAGUCAAAGAACUCAUAAGUACCAUUAAAGAAAAAUUCAGACAGCCAGUCCCUAGGCAUCUAAGGAAGAGAAUUGAGACCGCACAGCAUGAAAUCCUGGAACCGCACCAUACGUCUCAUCUAGAGGAGUCCAGGAAUCAUGUGAAGUCUAUAUUGAUGCACUGGAAACCCAAUUUACCCAACCUUCCCUCCAACCCUACCCAAGAGACAGGAGAAGAUCCAGAUCAGGCAAAGGGGGCCCCCACAGAGGAGGAGGAGCCAGAAAAGAGAACAAAUGGCGGUGCUCUAGUGUGCACUACGGCCUGUCUGGUAGCCAAGUGGAUAAUAAAAGUGGAAGGUGAAGCUGUACUAAACGCACGUGAUCUCAAACGCUCUCUUCACUGGCUGAAAAGCUGCAUUGUACCCCGUUCAUGGGUAGUGCAGGAGCUGCUUAAAGAUGGUGUAUGGAGAAGUACCCUCUAUAAAUUGUACUACAAAAUCUUCAGUGACCAGGAUUCUGGCCUAGAACUUCUAGGUAUAGCUAACCAGGUCAUGAUGAACCUCAUUGAGGCUCAAAAUAUGAGCGGGGACACUUAUCAAGCUGUGAAGGAUCUCUGUCUGCUGUCUGGUGACCAUACAAAUGACUCGCAGAAAGCUGCCGCCAGUUUCUUGGCAUCUCUCUACAUCGGCGAUAUGUGGCUGGGUGCAAAAUCACCUGUUAUGUUUAUCACUUAUGUGAAAAUGGUUUGUGAAGGAGACGACAUGGACGGUUCAAGUCCGAAAGAAAAGACUCCCCGGAAGAAGAAGAAGAAGGACCAGGAGGCCAUGGUGUCCCUCUGUAGAGACCUUUCUGCUGCCGUUCCUAAGAGUUGAUGUCUGUUGGGUGCUUUUCUUGACUGCGGACCUUGUUUGUUGUAAACCUGAGCGGAUUACCCAGAAUUCCAAGCCCUGAGUCCGUAUGGCUCUGGGAGCCUGUGACAAGGGUGUUGGGCUUGGGUUUGUUCCUUCACUUCGUGAUAAUUCUAAGUUUUUCAUCACCUUUUAAAUCCAGUAUCACAAUUUACAUAUAACCAAUGAUGGGUAACAACAUGUAUGAUUACAUUAGUAUAAUGCAUCAGGUACUCAUACAAAUUGGUUCCAAAUUUCUGCAGAAAUGCUAUUGGAGGAUGCUGAGAGUAAGAUGAAGCCACUUUCCAAUGGCCAACACCAUGUCUAGGCAAUCUCUGCACGCCAACCUUGGUGAAACGUAAUAUCCCAUCAUGCCUUUGCCUCUCUAAAUCGCGCCUGUGGCACUCAGUCUUGCAGGUCGCCUUUGGCCGGUCUACACUGUAACCUGUGCAGCUGCAGGAAAGACAUUCUGUAUAGUGUAAGGUUUAUUUUUAUGACUUAAAGUGGAGGUUCACCC
Molecule: messenger RNA, 7717 nt
Organism: Rana temporaria (common frog)
Lineage: Eukaryota; Metazoa; Chordata; Amphibia; Anura; Ranidae
Gene: URB1
Product: URB1 ribosome biogenesis homolog
Exons: 39
Coding region: 109-7185 (2358 amino acids)
Biological process (GO): maturation of LSU-rRNA from tricistronic rRNA transcript (SSU-rRNA, 5.8S rRNA, LSU-rRNA); maturation of 5.8S rRNA from tricistronic rRNA transcript (SSU-rRNA, 5.8S rRNA, LSU-rRNA)
Cellular component (GO): nucleolus
Source: RefSeq, a predicted model, not a curated record